Messenger RNA from Corylus avellana, 1920 nucleotides. RefSeq names its product cytochrome P450 CYP73A100. Lineage: Eukaryota; Viridiplantae; Streptophyta; Magnoliopsida; Fagales; Betulaceae. The record is from RefSeq and is a predicted model, not a curated record. Gene Ontology annotation, molecular function: monooxygenase activity; oxidoreductase activity, acting on paired donors, with incorporation or reduction of molecular oxygen; heme binding.
CUCUCUCUCUCUCACCAUGGCUCAUCUCUUUGCAACAACCAUUAUCACAGUAAUAUUCCUUAUUUCAGCCACCAACUUCUUCUUCUCCCCAACCCUUCUCUCAGCCACCCUCCCACUACUUCCCCUCAUUGUCUUCUACUUCGGCCGCCGCCGCAGCUCCGCCAACCUCCCGCCAGGCCCUUUCUCCAUUCCAAUAUUCGGAAACUGGCUGCAAGUUGGCAAUGACUUAAACCACGGCGUUUUAGCCACCAUGGCUCAAACCUACGGCCCCCUGUUCCUCCUCAAACUCGGCUCCAAAAACUUAGCCGUCGUGUCGAACCCCGAGCUCGCCACCCAAGUCCUCCACACGCAGGGUGUCGAGUUCGGGUCGCGCCCGCGAAACGUGGUCUUCGAUAUAUUUACCGGCAAUGGGCAGGACAUGGUGUUCACCGUGUACAGCGAUCAUUGGCGGAAGAUGCGCCGCAUCAUGACUCUGCCGUUUUUCACCAACAAAGUUGUGCACAGCUACAGUGACAUGUGGGAGGAGGAGAUGGAUCUUGUUGUUGAUGAUCUGAAGAAAGAUGAGAUGGUGAAGACGAAGGGGUUGGUGAUCAGGAAGCGGCUGCAAUUGAUGCUCUACAAUAUCAUGUAUCGGAUGAUGUUUGAUGCAAAGUUUGAGUCGCAGGAGGACCCUUUGUUCAUCGAUGCGACUCGGUUUAAUGCUGAGAGGAGUCGGUUGGCUCAGAGCUUUGAGUAUAAUUAUGGAGAUUUCAUUCCUCUGCUUCGACCCUUUUUGAGAGGCUACUUGAACAAAUGCAGAGAUUUGCAGAGUAGACGGCUGGCUUUUUUCAAUAACUUCUUCGUUGAGAAAAGAAGGAAAAUAAUGGCUGCAAAUGGAGAGAAACACAAAAUAAGCUGUGCCAUUGAUCACAUAAUAGAUGCUGAGAUGAAAGGAGAAAUCAGUGAAGCAAAUGUGUUAUACAUAGUGGAGAACAUCAACGUAGCAGCCAUAGAAACAACAUUGUGGUCCAUGGAGUGGGCCAUAGCUGAGCUGGUCAACCAUCCAACUGUCCAACGCAAGAUCCGCGAUGAAAUCUCAACCGCCCUAAAGGGUCAACCAGUCACAGAAUCUAACCUCCAUGAGCUACCCUAUUUGCAAGCCACAGUAAAAGAGACACUAAGGCUGCAUAGCCCAAUACCUUUGUUGGUGCCCCAUAUGAACCUUGAAGAAGCAAAGCUAGGGGGUUACACCAUUCCAAAAGAGUCUAAGGUAGUAGUUAACGCGUGGUGGCUAUCAAACAACCCCGAGUGGUGGAAAAACCCUGAGGAAUUUCGGCCGGAGCGGUUCUUGGAAGAAGAAGGUGGCACGGAUGCCGCAGUUGGCGGAAAAGUUGAUUUCCGAUUCUUACCAUUUGGCAUGGGUAGAAGGAGUUGCCCGGGCAUCAUACUUGCACUACCAAUAUUAAGCCUUGUGAUUGCCAAAUUAGUGUGUAAUUUUGAGAUGAAGGCCCCAGUUGGAAUGGAGAAGAUUGAUGUGAGUGGAAAGGGGGGGCAAUUCAGCUUGCACAUUGCAAGCCACUCAACCGUCGCUUUCGAUCCGAUUAGGGCAUGAUUUUGGGCAAAAAAUGGUCAAAGUAAAUGGCCGAAGAAGAAUCGAAUGGGAAGUGCUAUUUUCAUUUUUGCUUUGAUUGUUUCCACUAAAUGAAAGGUAGUGUUAAAAAAGCAUUUCAAAAAAGGACGUAGAAAAGUCCAGACAAUAAAAGAAAGGAUAAUUUAUUUAGAAUUGCCAUGUGCUCUAGUGAGCAUUUUAUUUUACUUUUCCCCCCUUCUUCUUGGAUGUGCUACUUUUAUUUCAGACAAUUGGUAGUCAAUCAGGAUUCCCUAAAAUUCUAGCCUCAAGGGACAGGACUGUAAGGGACCAAAUCCCAUUUUAUUUUUUUU